This is a messenger RNA of Gamsiella multidivaricata, 2802 nucleotides long. RefSeq names its product dynein light intermediate chain-domain-containing protein. The record is from RefSeq and is a predicted model, not a curated record. Gene Ontology annotation, biological process: microtubule-based movement; microtubule cytoskeleton organization. NCBI's taxonomy places the organism in Eukaryota, Fungi, Mortierellomycota, Mortierellomycetes, Mortierellales, Mortierellaceae. Gene Ontology annotation, molecular function: dynein heavy chain binding. Bases 290 to 2521 code for a protein of 743 amino acids. Gene Ontology annotation, cellular component: centrosome; cytoplasmic dynein complex. The transcript is spliced from 6 exons.
GCUCUUUCUUGACCCUGUCUCCUUUCUGUUCGCUCUUGUUCUUAUUUGUUCUUCCAUUACCUCUUGCCGCCUCUUCUUCAUCACCUCCUUCAUCUACGCCCGCCUCUUGUCUUUGUCUGCCUCAGUCCCCAUCCCUGUUGAAUCUGCAAAAGGGUCCCCCCGUCUCUUUUGGUUCCUUUUCGGUUUCCUCCCCUCCCCUGAACUGAAGCACAAACAAAGAAAAAUACAUACCAAACAUCAACCCCACCCAACAAGAACCCCACCAAAUACCCAACACAGGACAAACUGAAUGGCGGCCUCCACCAUCGCAACAAAUACAGCUUCCCCUGCAGGGACUGCAGACGCGAAAGGAGUAGUCACCAACGGUGCCCUAGCGUCAGCAGGAGCAAACGGCGUGUCUACAGCAGGAGCAACACCAGCAGGUGCCGCCGCCAGCAACAGCAACAAUUCUGGCACCGAGGUCUGGUCAAGCCUGUUGAAGAGUGUCGCGUCCUCGCGGCUGGUACCCACAAAAGAUGUCAUCAUCCUUGGCGACCCUCAUUCGGGCAAGUCCACCCUGAUUGAGCUCCUCAAGACCGCACUGCCGACUCCUUCCUCGAAUGGCCUUGCAAACGGUGUCGAUGGCUCCAAGACUAUCAACGGAGUUGCUGCAGGACCGAACGGAGUUUCCAACACGGGCAAUGGCCCUGCGCCGGUGAUGGUCGAGAUGGGCACGGGCACAAGUGAGGACAAUAUGUUUGCGGAUGGACAAAAGAAGAAUGACCUGGCUCUGAGCUACUCCUACUGGGACGUAGAUGACGAUGAGCAUGAAGACACCGUGGCGAGAUUGGGCUUAUAUCAGAUUGCAGGAUCACACAAGAGUUAUCAUGCGUUGCUCAAGUACUGCCUCAACACGAAGACGAUUGCAGACUCAGUCGUGGUCAUUGUCCUGGACUGGUCAAAACCCUGGACGUUCAUGGAGACCCUGCAUCGCUGGGUCAAGGUCCUUGAAAGUGCAAUCCAGCAGAUCUGUCAAGAGGGUGCCGUGGCAACAGCGACCUGGACCAAAGGAAAGGCCAUGAUGGAUGAGCUCCAGGAGAAGUUGAGCCGCUUCCUUCAGGACUAUAACGAGCCACAGUCGAAUCAAUCCGCGGGAACCUUCAAUGAGAGUCAGACCUUUGGCAUUGGAUCGACUGAUGCCCAGUCCGUUCUUUUACCCUUGACAGAGGGAUGUCUCACCAACAACACAGGAGUACCUAUCAUCAUUGUCUGCACAAAGUCCGAUCAUAUCAACAAUCUGGAGCGCGAACUGGACUACAAGGAGGAGACAUUCGAUUAUAUCCAGCAGUCGCUGAGGACUAUCUGCUUAAAAUACGGCGCCAGCUUGUUCUACACAUCGAUUCAUCAUCCUCACACAUAUGCCGACCUCCGCCAGUAUAUCUUGCAUCGACUCCUGACUCCGUCAACGCUCAACAACCCCCAGCAGCAACAACAGCAACAACAUCAGCAGCCGCAGCAUCAGCAGCCAUCGUCGUUCCCGUUCAGGUUGCGCGCGCAGGUUGUGGAACGCGAUCAGGUCAUGGUUCCCUCUGGCUGGGAUUCAAUUGGAAAGAUCAAGGUGUUGAGGAAUGGCUUUGAUUGUGAAGGUGUCGCUGACGGAUGGGACAUGGAUAUGAAGCAGGAAGGGGCACAGGCUGACGGCGCUGUAGUCUCCGCAGGAUCACUGGCUGGGGCUCGACAGGUAUAUGAAGAAGUCAUUACCAACCCAAAGCACAAUCAUGCACCCGCAGCAAUACAACCAUUGAUCACUGCAGAGGACGACCAAGUUUUCUUGGACAGAUUUUUUGAAACAUUACAGCGUGCCAACGACCGGACCAGUAGUUCUGCAAUGGGCGGUGGCGUCGGAUUGGGAUCUCAUGGCGCGCAGGGACCGCCAGUAGUUGGACCUCUCAGUUCAGGAUACACAUCGAUGCUCAACAGCCAUCACGCUAGUCCGCCACCUUCAAUGUCGACCGCUCAAUCGAUCGGCAGUGGUGGACGAUCAGGAGCGAACGGACUUGAUGUAGAUGAUGUCGAGGGUCGUUUGAAGCGCCUUACUUCAAAAUCCAAGGCAAACGGUGGCGCCAGCUCCUCUAACCUGAUUGGUCCGGCAUUGACGGAGGCAGGGCUUCACGAGAAGAAGAUGAAGAUGAUGAUGGACCAAGCUCGAUCACCGCCUGGAUCGGGCGUCUAUGGCAGCGCAGUGUCCUCUUCUAUGGGAGGCAUGGGCUCAACAGGAGCCGGCCUUGCUCGUCCAGGCGGUGUUGGUAGUACAGCAGCAGGCACCAUUGGAGGCGCCGGUGCAGCGACAGGACAGGCGGAGUCAGCAGCAAUCUCACACUUCUUCCAGUCCUUGAUGACUCGCAAGGGCACUGGCACGCUCACGGGCGGUCUCGGUGGUGCGGGGGGAGCUGGUGGAUCGGCAGCCGCUUCUUUGGCCGCAUCUCCAUCGGCCUCGGCUAACGCGGGAUCGGCAGGUGCACCUGGCAGCAAUGACGCAUAAUGAGCUUCCAGUAACAUGAGUAUUUUCAACAGAGUAAAAAAAAAAAAAAAAAACAUCCCACUUGCGCGACGGCAUGCAGACCGUGGUUGGCUAAUGUCCGCUUGGGUUGGACAGGUUAUCCUAGCCAAAUCUUGGAACGGCCUACUGUCGCGCGCACCAUCCCACCAUACCUCAUGAUAAAGAAUUCGCCUACUACUUGUCCAUUUCUUUGGUAACAGGUACAGCAGGCACAACAGUUUGAAAUCGCAUCAAUAAACAUACAAGAAACAACAGUUGAGUGG